Tarenaya hassleriana is the source of this 2984-nucleotide messenger RNA. RefSeq names its product pentatricopeptide repeat-containing protein At1g63330-like. Gene Ontology annotation, molecular function: protein binding. NCBI's taxonomy places the organism in Eukaryota, Viridiplantae, Streptophyta, Magnoliopsida, Brassicales, Cleomaceae. The coding region runs from base 740 to 2764 and encodes 674 amino acids. The transcript has 2 exons. The record is from RefSeq and is a predicted model, not a curated record.
AAAGAAUAUCUAAAGAAAAUCUGCGAGAGAAACAGUAGUCAUGGUAAAAUCCGCACACUCAAAACAGAACAAACACCGGCUUCUUCCUAUCUCUCUCUAGAACUCCGUGCUCUCACUACGGCUGGUAUUUAGAGAGGGAGAGAGACCUGCCAUUGUUGCUCAGAGAACGUUACAUUACAUUCUGUGUUUUAGAGAGAGAAAGGAUCAGUGAGAAGCAAGAAACCAGAGAAAAGGAGAAUUAGAGAGAGAGAAGCAGAUGGGGAGGAAGCCAUGGAAGCUGAUCUUAUCGGUUUGUGUUCUGUCUCUGGUCUCUCUGGGCAUGCCUUUUUCUUCUUCUUCCCCAUUCACCCAUUUCUCUUUCUUCUCAGCCAUGGCUCCUUUUGUGAGCUGAUCUGAAUUUCUUCUUCUUUAUCCAAAAGCUUCGCACUUUCUCUGCUUUGAUUCUGAUAAGCUUUCUGGGUUUCGUCAUUUAUCAAAGUACCAUUUGGUCGAUUGUUUUCCAUUUUCUCUUCUUGUACUGGAGCUCUGCGAACAGAGAACGAAACCCAUUAAAAUACAGGUUUAUCCCUAACUUUUUAUCAUAAUUACGGUAAUGCCAUUAGGUUUGUUAAAGCCCCUCGGACCUUAUUUUCCUCCUUUUCGACACUCUUAGUCUUAGCAGACAUUUCCAAGUCUUCAAAUUUCUCUCGUCUCCUUUCAGUGACUUGGUCAGGGUUUCUCCAUCAUUCUCGUUCGUAAGAUGACGCUAAUGGUCUGGAGAAUGGCUGCUUUCGCAUCGCCUUCUGCUUCAGGUUUUGCUCAUAUUCAUCCCCUAGAGAGAGGUACUCUGAACAAUUUCUUGCAUUGUUCAUCUGUUUUAUGUUGUCGGAGAUCGGCUUUUUCCGGUGGUAGAGAUUGCAGUACGUCUUACAGAGAGAGAUUGAGAUGUGGGUUUCAUGAUUGUCAUGUGGAGAAUGCCAUUGAUUUGUUCGGUCAGAUGGUUCGGUCUCGUCCCUUACCUCCCGUCGUUGAUUUCAGUAAAUUAUUGAGUUCUAUCAUGAAGACCAAACGGUAUGAUGUUGUGAUUUCGCUCUCCAAGAGAAUGGAAUUGCUUGGGGUUUCACAUGAUAUCUACUCUUUUAACAUUCUGAUCAAAUGUUUCUGCCGUUCUGGUCAAGUGUUUUUGGGCUUAUCUGUUAUGGCAAAAAUCUUGAAACUCAGCUACAAACCUAAUGUAGUCACAUACAACACACUAGCCCUUGGGUUCUGUAUCCAAGGCAAUAUUUUCGCUGCGUUAAGUUUGGUUGACCAAAUGGUGAAAGAGGGAUACAAGCCUAAUGUAAUCACAUACAACACCUUAGCUCAUGGGUUUUGUAUCCAAGGCAAUAUUUCCGUUGCGCUAAGUUUGGUUGACCAAAUGGUGAAAGAGGGAUACAAGCCUAAUGUGGUCACAUAUACCAUCCUAGUUCAUGGACUCUGCAUCCAAGGCAAGAUUUCUGCUGCGUUAAGCUUGGUUGACCAAAUGGUGAAAGAGGGAUACGAGCCUAAUGUGGUCACAUUCACCACUUUGAUCAACGGAUUUUGUCUUGAGAGUAGAAUUUCUGAAGCAUUGAGUUUGCUUGAUGAGAUGAUGCUAACUAUGGAUUGUCAACCCGACGUAGUCACAUAUGCCGUUGUUAUAAAUGGGGUUUGCAAGUUAGGGGAUUAUGAUUUGGCGUUGACUUUGCUCAUGAAGAUGGAGGAAAUGCGUAUUGAAGUCAAUGUCAUAAUUUAUAGUAUGAUAAUUGAUUGUCUUUGCAAAGCUGGACGCAUAGACGAUGCAUUGAACCUUUUUGGGAAGAUGGGGGACGUCGGGAUUGUACCAAAUGUUGUUACAUACACCUCUUUGAUAAACGGCCUUUCCAAGUUUGGUAGAUGGGAUGAUGUUGCCCGAUUGUUGAGUGAGAUGGUUGAAAUGAAAAUUAACCCUAAUGUUGUCACUUUUAGUGUAUUAAUCGAUGCCCUCUGUAAAGAGGGAAAGUUUCUGGAGGCCGAGGAAUUGUGCGAGGAGAUGAUCCAAAGUGGGCUAGUUCCGAAUACGUUUACUUAUAAUUCUAUGAUAAACGGUUACUGCAAGGCUAAUAGGGUCGGUGAGGGUAUGAAUCUCUUUUAUGAGAUGUCUCGAAGAGGAUUGGUUGCUGAUACAAUUACAUAUAACAUUCUCAUCCAAGGGUUUUAUCGGGUGGGCAAGCUUGAUGCUGCCCAAAAGCUUUUCCUGGAGAUGCAGUGUAAGGGACAUCAUCCUGAUCUUGUAACUUACAGCAUUUUGCUUGAUGGCCUUUGUAAGAAUGGAAAAACAGAGAAGGCGCUUGGCCUAUAUAAUGAUCUGGAAAAGAGUGGGAUUGAGCUUCGUAUAUCUUCCCAUAAUGUCAUUAUGCAUGGUUUGUGCAAGGUUGGGAGGGUUGACGAGGCGUUGAUACUAUUUAAUAGGCUUCUUGAUAAAGGGGUGAAACCGGAUGUUAUCACGUAUAAUAUAAUGAUUUCCGGACUUUGCGGAAAAAGUUCAUUCUGUGAAGUCGAAACGGUGAUUGGGAAGAUGAAGGAGGCUGGUUGUUUUCCUGACGAUCGUAUAUAUAACGUAUUGAUUAGGAGUUGUCUCAGGAAUGGCUUUCUUUCGAUGGCUAUCGAGCUGACGCGAGAAAUGCGGAGCAAUGGGUUUUCUAUACAUGCAUCGACCUCAGGUAUGAUAAUAGAUAUGGUAUCUCAAGGUAGAUUGGAAAACAUGUUUUUGGAUCUUCUCUCGUAGUAGUUGUAAGCACUAAAGGGCUGAUGAGAAGAGGCAACAUCGAAUGGUUGUUUGUUUGAGUGUGUUUAUAAUCAAAACCUCCUUUGGUAUCAUCUGCUUAACGUGUUUGAGUGUCAUGACCCCAGUUUACAUUUAUUUUGGUUUUGAUACUUGUAAUGUUCUUUUUUAAGCACAAUACGUUGGCAUAAACUUGUUUAUUAGAAAAACAUAUUUAUUCACA